AUGGGGCCGCGCGCAGCCCCCGCCUCGCGCCCGCCGCCCCGACGGCUCCGGUGUCGGCCGGGCGCGCGCCCCCCUUUAAGGAGCGGCACGCGCCGGGGUCCCCCCCGCCCCCGCUCCCCCUCCCCCGCCCUGCCUCGCGCCCCACCCCUCCCGCCGCACGCCCUCCACUCGCGCCGGUCGCGUGUCGGCGCGGCCAAUGGCGCGCGCGCGCGCGGGGCCGGCGCGUGCGGGGAGCCAAUGGCGCGCGGGGCGCGGGGGGGGCCCGCGAGCCCGAGGCCGGCGGCACGCGCUGCCCCGCCCCGCCCCGCCCCGCCCCGGCCAGGCGCGCGCCGGGCGGCCUCCCCGCGCGCGGCGGGGCGGAACGGGGUGGGCGCGCCGGGAGCGCCCCGACGGCGCGUCCGGCCGGCCCGGCCGGGGUGCGGGCCAGAGCCCCGCUCAGGGCAAGACUCGAGAGCCCCGCACUGGGCAGCGGCCCGGCCCGACCGGGGUGUGGGCCAGAGCCCCGCUCAGGGCAGAGACUCGAGAGCCCCGCACAGGGCAGCGGGCCAGAGCCCCGCUCAGGGCAAGACUCGAGAGCCCCGCACAGGGCAGCGGCCCUGCCCGACCGGGGUGUGGGCCAGAGCCCCGCUCAGGGCAGCGGCCCGGCCCGACCGGGUUGUGGGCCAGAGCCCCGCUCAGGGCAAGACUCGAGAGCCCCGCUCAGGGCAGCGAGCCAGAGCCCCGCUCAGGGCAAGACUCGAGAGCCCCGCACAGGGCAGCGGCCCUGCCCGACCGGGGUGUGGGCCAGAGCCCCGCUCAGGGCAGCGGGUCGAGAACCCCGCGCCGGACAGCGGCUCUGUCAGACGGGGGUGCGGGCCAGACCCCCGCACUGGGCACAACCCGAGAGUUCCCCACCGGGUAGCGGCCCUGCCCGACGAGAGGUGUGGGCGAGAGCAGCGGCAGCGGCGGGCGGCUCUGGCACAGAGGGAACACACACCAGCUGGCACCGGGUCCUCCCGCCGCUGCAUUCUCUGA
This is a messenger RNA of Oenanthe melanoleuca, 1014 nucleotides long. RefSeq names its product proline-rich protein 2-like. Lineage: Eukaryota; Metazoa; Chordata; Aves; Passeriformes; Muscicapidae. The record is from RefSeq and is a predicted model, not a curated record. Bases 1 to 1014 code for a protein of 337 amino acids. The transcript has a single exon.